GGGAGGGAUCAGCUGUGCCAGUCCCGGCAGGCCACACACGCUCACGGAGCGCCGGCGAACGAACAAAGCAACUAGUGCCGAUAGUGGAGCAUGGUCAUGUGUCUGCUCUUGGCGUCUAGCAUUUUCGCACCGCCAUAAGACGCACGAUGCCCCUCUCAUUUCGUGUCAGUUGUUGGCAAGAGUGCUCUUUGUAAACAGAGGACUGUCUUCUUGCAUUGGGUGGAUUACUAGAUCUUGUCAUCUGCUGCUGAUUUAAAGAUGCUGGCUGGUCGCAGAGAGAACAGCAGGGCUGCCUUUGCCCUGACAAAGCCGCUCAAGAUGAACAUGGUGAAGAGGAUCAUGGGGCGGCCGCGGCAGGAGGAGUGCAGCCCCCAGGACAACGCCCUGGGCCUGAUGCACCUGCGCCGUCUCUUCUCCGAGCUGUGCCACCCGCCCCGCCACAUGACCCAGAAGGAGCAGGAGGAGAAGCUCUACAUGAUGCUUCCUGUCUUUAACAGGGUGUUUGGGAACGCUCCACCCAGCACCAUGACAGAGAAGUUCUCCGACCUGCUGCAGUUCACCACCCAGGUGUCACGACUCAUGGUGACGGAGAUCAGACGCAGGGCAUCCAACAAAUCCACCGAGGCAGCCAGCAGAGCUAUUGUCCAGUUUUUAGAGGUGAACCAGAGUGAAGAAGCCAGUCGUGGCUGGAUGCUACUGACCACCAUCAACCUACUGGCCUCAUCUGGACAGAAAACGGUGGACUGCAUGACAACCAUGUCCGUGCCGUCCACGCUGGUCAAAUGCCUCUAUCUGUUCUUUGACCUUCCACACAUGGCCGAAGCACCCGUGGGUUCCACACAGACACCCCCACCGCCACCACCUCCAACCCAGGAGAAGACAGCGGUCCAGGGCCAAACCCAACCUGAACUCCCUCUGGCAGACCGCCGUGCUCUGCUCCAGAAAGUCUUCGUCCAGAUCCUGGUGAAGCUCUGUACUUUUGUGUCUCCGGCGGAGGAGCUGGCUCAGAAGGACGACCUCCUCCUCCUCUUCAGUGCCAUCACAUCCUGGUGUCCCCCUCACAACUUGCCCUGGCGAAGGAGUGCUGGUGAAGUCCUCACCACCAUCUCCCGACAUGGCCUCAGUGUCAAUGUAGUAAAAUACAUACACGAGAAAGAAUGUCUCUCCACAUGUGUCCAGAACAUGCAACAGUCUGAUGAUCUGUCUCCGCUGGAGAUUGUUGAGAUGUUCGCCGGUCUGUCCUGCUUCCUCAAGGACUCCAGCGAUGUGUCACAGACACUGCUGGAUGAUUUCCGAAUGUGCCAGGGCUACACCUUUCUCUCCGAUCUCAUGCUCAGGCUGGAGCAGGCUAAGGAGGACGAAUCAAAAGAUGCACUGAAAGACCUUGUGAACCUUGUCACCUGUCUCACUACUUAUGGGGUGACUGAGCUGAAACCAGCCGGACUCACCACUGGAGCUCCGUUUCUACUGCCUGGCUUUGUCCUUCCUCAGCCUUCUGGAAAAGGCCACACAGUUCGCAACAUCCAGGCUUUCGCUGUGCUCCAGAAUGCGUUCUUGAAAACAAAAACCAGCCGUCUAGCCUGCAUGCUUCUCGAUGCCAUCGGGAACAUUUACGCUGCAGAUCCUGCCAACUACUUCAUCCUGGAGUCUCAGCACACACUCUCUCAGUUUGCCGAUCGAGUGACGAAGCUCCCAGAGGCCCAGUCAAAGUACUUUGAGCUGCUGGAGUUUGUGGUCUUCAGUCUCAACUAUGUGCCGUGCAAAGAGCUGUUCAGUGUCAGUGUCCUGCUCAAGUCCAGCACGUCGCAUGCCUGCAGCAUCACGGCCAUCCGAACACUACUAAAGCUGGCCCGUCACGACCCGGUGUUCAGUGAUGUGCUUAGGGAGGUGGGCUUGCUGGAGGUGCUGGUUAACCUUCUGCACAAGUAUGCUGCCUUGCUCAAAGACCCUGCCUCGCAACAGCAGUCUCACAACAAUGAACAAGGCGACUGUAAAAACAACUCUAUGGCUGAGGAGCAGAAGCAGUUGGCGUGGCUGGUGAUGGAUACAUUAACUGUUCUCCUGCAAGGAUCCAACACCACUAACACAAAUGCAGCUCUAUUCCGGGAAUUUGGUGGCGCACGCUGCGUACACAAUAUCGUGAAGUAUCGUCAGUGUCGUGAACACGCCCUGCUCAUCAUCCAGCAGCUGGUCCUGUCCCCCAGUGGAGACGACGACAUGGGAACGUUACUGGGCCUCAUGCACUCAGCACCUUCCAGUGAACUGCAGCUGAAGACCGACAUUCUGAGGGCUUUGUUAGCUGUCCUGCGUGAGAGUCACCGAACACGCACUGUUUUUCGGAAGGUCGGGGGUUUCGUCUACCUUACCUCACUGCUGGUGGCCAUGGAGCGUUCACUCUGCCAGCCACCGAGGCACGGCUGGGAGCGGGUCAACCAGAACCAAGUCUUUGAGCUUCUGCACACAGUCUUCUGCGCACUGACUGCGGCGAUGCGCUACGAGCCGGCCAAUUCACAUUUUUUCCGCACUGAGAUUCAGUAUGAGAAGCUAGCUGACGCAGUCAGGUUGUUAGGAUGUUUCUCAGACGUCAAGAAGCUUAGCCCCACCAGUGUGUUUCCUUCAAAUUCUCAGCCUUUCCAGAGGUUGCUGGAAGAUGAGGCUGUCCCUGGAGGCUGUGCUGGAGAAAGUGUGUGUCCUACGCUCAAACAUUGCAGCAAGCUUUUCAUCUACCUGUACAAAAUGGCCACAGACUCAUUCGACAGUCGUGCGGAGCAGGUGCCUCCCUGCCUGACUCAUGAAACCUCACUCCCCUCACCGUGGGGCACGCCAGCACUCGCCAGAAAGAGACAUGGUUACCACGGUUCUUCAGCUCCCAUCAAGAUUCUGAGUGACCUGAAGCCAUACUUCGCCAACCCCUCCUUCCACCCAGCUCCCUCUUCCUCGUCAGAUAUGGUGGUGAUCCAUCCUGGAGCAGUCCUGGCUAUCCUGGACCUGCUGCCUUCGGUUUGCUCUGACAGUCAGCCGGAGCAUGCCCUCGACCUUCAGUUGGCCGUCGCCAACAUCCUCCAGCUUCUGGUCAACAGUGAGAGGAACCAGCAGGUUUUGUGUGAAGCCUGCCUUCAUCAGCGGCUGCUACAGAGAUGCAGUCAAGCCCUCGCAGACGAGGACCACCCGUUGCACCCCCCACUGCAGAGAAUGUUCGAGAGGCUGGCCUCCCAGGCUCUGCAGCCCAUGGCACUCAGGGAAUUCUUGCGACUUGGAAACCCUUUAAACUGCGGAGCCUGGGACAAGAAGUUGUUAAAGCAGUACCGGGUCCACAAACCCAGCUCACUCAGCUAUGACGCAGAGAUGAGAAACAGCAUGACCUUGUCGAUGGAGGGCUUCGGCCAGGACAGCGUGUUCACCACGCCAGCGGAGGACAAUGGCCAGUAUCGCAUCAGCCGCAGUCUGGUGCGUUCAGCAGAGGGCAGCACUGUUCCCCUCACCCGAGUCAAGUGCCUGGUGUCUAUGACGACGCCCCACGACAUCCGUCUGCAUGGGUCCGCUGACAUGCCAGCCUUUGUGGAGUUCGACACAUCGCUGGAGGGCUUCGGAUGCCUGUUCCUGCCGAGCUUGGCACCGCACAACGCGGCCACCAACAACACCAACAACUCAGGCGUGAACGAUGGAACGGUGCUGAGUGGGAUGGGCUCAGGGGAGCGCUUGUUCCCUCCACCAUCGGGCCUCAGCUACUCCACCUGGUUCUGUGUGGAGCGCUUCAGCUCUGCUCCUCAGGCCCACCCAGUGCGACUGUUGACUGUAGUUCGACGGGCCAACUCCUCAGAGCAGCACUACGUCUGCUUGGCUGUGGUUCUGUCUGCCAAAGAUCGGUCACUAACUAUCUCCACCAAGGAAGAGCUACUGCAGACCUACUCAGCAGACGAGUCGAGUGAGGAAGCCUCUUUCUAUGAAAUCCUGCCCUGCUGUGCGCGCUUCCGCUGCGGCGAGCUCAUCGCUGAGGGCCAGUGGCACCACCUGGUGCUGGUCAUGAGCAAAGGUAUGCUGAAGAACAGCAUGGCCACGCUCUACCUCGACGGCCAACUCAUCAAUACCGUCAAGCUCCAUUAUGUGCACAGUGCUCCGGGUGGCUCCGGAUCCACCAAUCCCCCCGUUGUGAGUACAGUAUACGCGUACAUCGGAACGCCACCAGCUCAGCGCCAGCUCUCCACUCUUGUGUGGCGUCUGGGACCUAGCCACUUCCUGGAGGAGGUUCUGCCAGCCACUAGUGUAGCGGCCAUCUUUGAGCUGGGACCAAACAAUGUUGGGAGCCUCCAGGCUGUGUACAUCCCAUGUAAAGACACAAAGGCAGAGGUGGCUCCACCCUCCCCUGUGGUGCUGGUGCCAGAAGAAAAGGUCUCCUUCAGCCUCUAUGCUCUGUCCGUCUCCACUCUCACUGUGGCCAAAAUAAGGAAAGUAUACAACAAACCGGACAGCAAGGCCAUCGCAAAACAGCUCGCUGUGUCUUCGCAUGAAAACGCCACACCAGUCAAGUUGAUCCAUAAUGCUGCAGGCCACCUGAACGGGCCGGCUCGUACCAUCGGAGCUGCUGUCAUCGGCUAUUUGGGUGUCCGAGCCUUUGUGCCCAAGCCUGUGGCUACCAAUCUCCAGUACGUGGGUGGGGCCGCGGCCAUAUUGGGCCUGGUUGCCAUGGCGUCUGACGUGGAAGGACUGUAUGCAGCUGUGAAGGCUUUAGUGUGUGUUGUGAAGAGUAACCCAUUGGCCAGUAAGGAAAUGGAGCGUAUCAAAGGCUACCAGUUGCUGGCGAUGUUGCUGAAGAAGAAGCGCUCACUUCUCAACAGUCACAUCCUCCAUCUCACCUUCUCUCUCGUGGGAACUGUUGACAGCGGCCACGAAACUUCCAUCAUUCCCAACUCCACCGCUUUUCAGGAUCUGCUUUGUGAUUUUGAGGUAUGGCUCCACGCCCCAUAUGAACUUCAUUUGUCGCUGUUUGAGCAUUUCAUCGAGCUGCUGACAGAAUCCAGUGAGGCGGCUAAAAACGCCAAGCUGCUGAGGGAGUUUCAGCUGAUUCCCAGGCUGCUGCUGACGCUCCGGGACACAUCGCUGUCACAACCUACCGUGGCUGCCAUCAGCAAUGUUCUCAGUCUGCUGCUCCAGGGUUUUCCUAACCCGUACGACCUGCUGCGGUUUGGACAAUUCAUCUCAUCUACUCUGCCUACAUUUGCUGUUUGUGAGAAGUUUGUCGUCAUGGAGAUUAAUAAUGAGGAAAAGAUUGAUGGAGCUAAUGAUGACGACUUCGGUGGCCUCCUGUCUGCAAGUCUCAUUCUGCUGAGAAACCGUCUGCUGGACAACCUGCUGCAACUGCUCUUCACAAGCAAAGAGAAGUGCACCGUCAAUGCACAAGCCUGUGAGGAGUUGGUGCGGACGCUGGGCUUUGAUUGGCUGUUGAUGUUCAUGGAAGAACACCUGCACUCAAGCACAGUGACCGCUGCCCUGUGGAUCCUUGUGGUUCUGCUGUCUAACCAGUCCAUCCUGAAUCGCUUCAAAGAAGGUCUGUCUGGAGGCGGCUGGCUGGACCACACUGACUCUGUCCUGACCAACAAGAUUGGGACAGUGCUGGGCUUCAACGUUGGCCGCAAUGCUGGAGGACGCUCCACUCUCAGGGAAAUCAACAGGGAUGCCUGCCACUUCCCAGGAUUCCCGGUGUUACAAACACUGUUGCCCAAACACACCAACGUCCCGGAGCUCUACUUUCUGCUCAUGGCACUAUUCCUGCAGCAGCCUGUCAACGAGCUGCCAGACAGCCUGCAGGUACAUUUUGAUCUGGAUUCCAUUUGGACCUUCAUCUUUGGUAUCCCGGCCUCUAGCGCAGUUGUGGGCUCCAUCCACAGCGUUUGCACUGAGGCAGCCUUCCUGCUGCUGGCCAUGCUGCGCAGCAUGCUCAACCUGCCUUGGCAGUCGGAGGAGGAAGGCUCCUGGCUCCGGGAGUACCCAGUCACUCUGAUGCAGUUCUUUAGGUAUCUUUACCACAACGUUUCGGACCUUGCACCGAUGUGGCACAGCCCAGAGUUCCUCUGCGCUCUGGCUGCGACUGUCUUCCCCUUCAACAUGCGGCCGUACUCAGAGAUGGUCACAGACUUGGACGACGAGGCCGGUUCUCCCAUUGAGGAGUUCAAAGUGUUUGCUGGAGACUCUGGGAUGAAUCGCAGCCAGUCUGAGUACUGCAAUGUGGGCUCCAAGACCUCCCUGACCAACCACCCUGCCAAAAAGUAUGUCUUUGACUUCAUGAGGGUUCUGAUCAUGGACAACAUGUGCAUGACGCCAGCCAGCAAGCAGACACCAGUCAUUGACCUUCUGCUGGAGGCCUCCCCUGAGCGCUCUACCAGGACUCAGCAGAAAGAGUUUCAGUCGAACGUCCUGGACAGUGUCAUGGAGCACCUGCUGGCUGCUGAUGUCCUUCUAGGUGAAGAUGCCUCGCUUCCACUUGGCAGCGGAGGAAGCUACCAGAUUCUGGUCAACAACGUCUUCUAUUUUACCCAGCGGGUGGUGGACAAGCUCUGGCAGGGCAUGUUUAACAAGGACUCCAAAUUGGUGGUUGACUUCAUUGUGCAACUCAUAGGACAGUCUAAGCGCCGUUCUCAGGGUCUCUCUCUGGACACCAUAUACCACUGUCUGAAUCGCACGGUGCUGUACCAGCUCUGUCGGCCACACAAGACUGUAGCACAGCAGGUGGCUUUGCUUGAUGCCUUGCGGGUUUUGACCGUCAAUCGCAACCUGGUGCUGGGACCAGGCAAUCACGACCAGGACUUUGUCGCCUGCUUGGCUCACUGUUUCAUCUGUCUGCACAGCGGGAGCAACGUGGAUGGUUUCGGUUUGGAAGCUGAGGCCCGGAUGACCACGUGGCAUGUCAUGAUGUCAUCGGAAACUGAGGCAGACACUGCAAACAGCCAUGAUGUCAGCGAGGGGAGGCAGCUUCUGCUGAAGGCUGUUAAUCGAGUCUGGACAGAACUGAUGCAUAGCAAGAGACAGAUGCUGGAAGAUAUUUUUAAAGUGUCUCUGCCCUGCAACGACAGAGGACAUGUGGAUAUUGUCACAGCUCGACCUGCACUCGAGGAGCCCGCUUUGAAAAGCUGGCAGAACCAUCUUGUUCACGAGAAGAAGUACAUCAGUCGUGGAGAGACAGUGGUUCCUGCCACCCAGUCCAAGCUAUCCAGGGUCAGCAGUGGGUUUGGUCUCUCAAAGCUGACGGGCGUCAGACGCAAUAAGAAGGAGAACAGUCUAAACAAGAACAGUCUCUCCGCACAGGAAACCUUCCAGUGGAUGUUCACUCACAUUGCUGUUGUUCGCGACCUGGUGGCCAUGCAGUACAAGGAGUAUCAGGAGCGGCAGCAGAAUGCUCUCAAAUACGUCACAGAAGAGUGGGUGUCCAAUGAGUAUGAACUCCUCCGAGAACGAGGCCUCUGGGGGCCACCCAUCGGCUCCCACCUGGACAAGUUUGUGCUGGAGAUGACAGAGGGUCCUUGUCGUAUGAGGAAGAAGAUGGUCCGCAAUGACAUGUUCUACAUUCACUACCCUUACAUCCCUGAGUCUGAGAACAACACCAAUUCAGCACAGAAGCCCCAGCGUUACCGGCGUGCUAUCAGCUACGACAGUAAAGAGUACUACAUGCGCUUGCUGUCUGGAAACCCUGGCAUGUAUCAGCACUCUGUGGAGCAUAACACCGAGGGGGAGACCACACAGCAUGAACCUGAACACGGCGAGGACACCAUUGCUAGAGUCAAAGGCCUGGUGAAAGCUCCACUGAAAAGGUCUCGGUCAACAGCAGAUGGAGCUGACGAGGACAGUCAGGACCAGCUUCAGGACCAGCUGCUGGAGUCAGGAGGCCCGGAGGAGGAGCAGAGGACCGACAACACUUCGCUGCUGCGCCUCCUGGAGGAGGGAGAGAAGAUUCAGCACAUGUACCGCUGCGCAAGAGUGCAGGGGCUGGACACAAGCGAAGGUCUGCUGCUGUUUGGAAAGGAACAUUUCUAUGUCAUCGAUGGGUACACCAUGACCGUGUCCAGAGAGAUCCGGGACAUCGACACUCUGCCCUCUAAUUUGCACGAAGCAAUCAUCCCCCGCGGAGCCAGACAAGGUCAAAGCCAGCUGAAGAGAACCUGCAGCAUCUUUGCUUAUGAGGACAUCAAGGAGGUGCACAAGAGACGAUAUCUGCUGCAGCCUAUGGCAGUGGAGGUCUUUUCUGCUGAUGGAAGGAACUACUUGUUAGCAUUCCAGAAGGGCGUUCGCAACAAAGUGUACCAAAGGUUCUUGGCGGUGGUGCCGUCACUAGCUGACAGCUCAGAGUCAGUAUCCGGCCAGAGGCCAAACACAAGUGUUGAACAAGGGUCUGGUCUUCUCAGUACCCUGGUUGGGGAGAAAUCUGUGACCCAGAGAUGGGAGCGUGGGGAGAUCAGCAACUUCCAGUACCUGAUGCACCUGAAUACUCUGGCCGGACGCUCCUACAACGACUUGAUGCAGUAUCCAGUCUUCCCUUGGAUCCUGGCUGACUUCGACUCUGAGGAGUUAGACCUCAACAGCCCAAAGACAUUUCGCAACCUUGCUAAACCAAUGGGAGCUCAGACUGAUGACAGACUGACCCAAUACAAGAAGAGGUACAAGGACUGGGAGGACCCCAAUGGUGAAACACCUGCCUAUCACUACGGCACUCACUACUCUUCAGCCAUGAUCGUGGCCUCUUAUUUGGUCCGGAUGGAGCCCUUCACCCAGAUCUUCCUCCGUUUGCAGGGAGGACAUUUUGACCUGGCGGACAGAAUGUUCCACAGUGUGCGUGAAGCCUGGCUCUCUGCCUCCAAACACAACAUGGCUGAUGUCAAGGAGCUGAUCCCAGAGUUCUUUUAUCUGCCAGAGUUCCUACUCAACUCCAACAACUUUGACCUCGGUGCAAAGCAGAAUGGAACAAAGCUUGGUGAUGUGAUCCUGCCCCCCUGGGCCAAAGGUGACCCCCGGGAGUUCAUCAGAGUCCACAGAGAGGCUCUCGAGUGUGAUUAUGUCUCCGCUCACCUGCACGAGUGGAUCGACCUGAUUUUCGGCUAUAAGCAGCAGGGACCCCCAGCAGUGGAGGCUGUCAACGUGUUCCAUCACCUUUUCUACGAAGGUCAAGUGGACAUCUACAAUAUCAACGACCCUCUGAAGGAGACGGCCACAAUUGGCUUCAUCAACAAUUUCGGGCAGAUCCCCAAGCAGCUGUUUAAGAAGCCACACCCGCCUAAACGUGUUCGCAGCAAAGCCAAUGGGGACGUGGCAAGCGCCCCUCCGAGUUCCAGCAGUGACAAGAUAUUCUUCCACCAUCUGGACAAUCUCAGACCUUCUCUCACACCAGUCAAAGAACUGAAGGAGCCCGUGGGUCAGGUCGUCUGCACAGACAAAGGCAUCCUGGCAGUGGAGCAAAACAAAGUCCUGGUUCCGCCAACAUGGAGCAAGACAUUCGCUUGGGGCUAUGCUGACCUCAGCUGCCGCCUUGCCAACUAUGAAUCUGACAAGGCCAUGGUGGUGUAUGAGUGUUUGUCAGAGUGGGGUCAGAUCCUCUGCGCCAUUUGUCCAAAUCCAAAGUUGGUCAUCACAGGCGGCACCAGCACCGCCAUCUGUGUGUGGGAGACGGGGACGUCUAAAGAGCGGGCCAAGUCACUCACCCUGAAACAGGCUUUGCUCGGCCACACAGACGCCGUCACGUGUCUGACUGCUUCAUCUGCGUACCACAUUGUUGUCAGUGGCUCCAGGGAUCGAACAUGCAUUAUCUGGGACCUCAAUAAACUUUCCUUCGUCACUCAGCUGAGAGGACAUCGAGCGCCCGUCUCCGCACUGUGCAUCAAUGAACUGACUGGUGAUAUUGUGUCCUGUGCCGGCACUUACAUUCACGUCUGGAGCAUCAACGGAAGCCCCAUCGCCAGCGCCAACACCUUCACUGGCCGCAGCCAGCAGAUCUUGUGUUGUUGUGUGUCUGAGAUGAACGAAUGGGACACGCAGAACGUCAUCGUCACAGGACACUCGGACGGUGUCGUCAGGUUUUGGAGAACCGAGUUCCUACAAGUCCCUGAGACCCCGGCUCCAGAGCCAGUCGAGCCAGAUGUGUCCGACUGUAUCAGCGAAGAGAAGAUCGAAGGCAGUGAGAGUCACAAUGGUGGCGAUGACGACAGCAGUGAGUCAGACGGAGAGGAGCCCAGUCUGAGUCAGGAACCCAAAGCACCAAGGAACCCGUCAACAGGAGGAGGGAGCCAGCCAGGCAGCACUGUGCACAGGCCCAGAGGUCCUUCUGCCCGACCCGGCGCCUCCUGGUCGAUGGACAGCGGUUCAGACGACUCUCAUCGCUGGUCAGACACGCUCAGCAUCGACGAGAAGGAAGGUUUUGUGUUUGUGAACUACUCUGAGGGCCAAACUAGAGGCCCCCAUCCUCAUCCAGCUCAUCCCAGCCAAAGUCUGAUGCCUCAGAUGGUUCACUCAUCUGCCAUGGAAGCACGGACAUACAACCAGCUCCGAGCAGGCCACAGAUGGGAGCGCCAGCUGGUGUUCCGCAGCAAACUCACCAUGCACACUGCGUUUGAUCGCAAGGACAACGCUCACCCUGCUGAGAUCACCUCGCUCGCCAUCUCCAAGGACCACAGUAAAAUCCUGGUAGGUGAUGGACGCGGUCGAGUCUUCAGCUGGUCGGUCAGCGACCAGCCGGGUCGGUCAGCAGCUGACCACUGGGUGAAGGAUGAGGUGGUGGACAGUUGCUCUGGCUGCACAGUUCGCUUCUCACUCACGGAGCGGCGCCACCACUGCAGGAACUGCGGCCAGCUCUUCUGCCAGAAAUGCAGCCGCUUCCAGUCAGAGAUCAAGCGUCUGAAAAUCUCCUCGCCGGUGCGGGUCUGUCAGAACUGUUACUACAACCUGCAGCACGAGCGCGGGGCGGAGGACGGCAGCAAAAACUGACUGCGGCUCGGUAGAAACUCGCCGACCUGCUGAGAUGUUCUGUCCUCCAGCUUCCUCACUGUAACUCUCCUCCACCGUACUACGCAUUCUCAUGUACAGAAGCACUGACAAGGCUGAGGUGGACGUGAAGCAAACUUAAAAAAAAGAAAAAAAAAAAGAAGCCCUCCAUCAGCACCUUGUCACAUGAAGGCUACACACUAGCAUGAUUGAAUUCUUUCUGCGCUCGGAUCAAAAUGUUUAUAUGUAAAUAGUUAUAACAGCCUUUUUAACUCGUGAGAGGAUCAAUUGAAAGAAAUACGAUCAAUAAUUUAAAGAACGCCUGUAACAUAGUGUUGUGACUAACAACCUCCCGGCUUUAAAACAAUUGUUGUGUCACGGCGGUGUGGGGGGAAACGAAUGUCAAUAAUUCUUGUCACUAGUGGAUCUAGUUAUGCAAAAUUACUUUUUUAAAAUCGUUUACAAGUGUGCGAUUAAUUUUCCCACGGUGUGAAGCCAGAGAAAGACGCUAACCAUCAUUGGCCAAAAUGUUUCUUGGGUUUUUUUUUUUCUUUUUAUUCGCUCGAGUCACCGUUUUUUGUUCCGUGUUAUUCCCAUGAUGGUGAAUUUGUCACUGCUUCUGUCAGACCGGACACGUCGUCAUUUCAGACUUUAUUUUGAAACCAUAUCAUGACGUUUGUUUGUCUACGAAGGUGUUUGGUUCGACUUCUGUAAGAAAUAAUUUGAGGUAAAAUAACCACACUCUAUUACUUGUCUUUCUGCCGCCUUAUUUUUGUUAUCAUUCAAAUUCAAAAGGGAUUCUUCUUGUUUUUUUUUUACUCUU
Molecule: messenger RNA, 11782 nt
Organism: Synchiropus splendidus (mandarinfish)
Lineage: Eukaryota; Metazoa; Chordata; Actinopteri; Syngnathiformes; Callionymidae
Gene: wdfy3
Product: WD repeat and FYVE domain containing 3
Exons: 67
Coding region: 259-10962 (3567 amino acids)
Molecular function (GO): metal ion binding; protein binding
Source: RefSeq, a predicted model, not a curated record